Molecule: messenger RNA, 2178 nt
Organism: Lodderomyces orthopsilosis Co 90-125
Lineage: Eukaryota; Fungi; Ascomycota; Pichiomycetes; Serinales; Debaryomycetaceae
Exons: 1
Coding region: 1-2178 (725 amino acids)
Source: RefSeq, a predicted model, not a curated record
AUGUCGCUGUUUCUUUCAGAAAAGGAGCCCUUGUUGGCAAGGACAAGGAGGUUGGAAGAGGAGAAUGAGAUUUCAACUCACACUUCUCUGUCUCACAUCUUUUUCAAAUCUAUGUUCAAUCCGUUCCAAGCUUGUUUUCCCAUAAAUUUGAUACAAUCAACAAGCAGCACAUUUAUUCAAGAAGGUAAUGAUGUUAUCGAUUACUCAGAUGACGAUGAGCCUUUACCAGAUCUACCAUCUGAGCAAUGUUCCUCUCUCUUGUCUGCACUUAGCCCCGCAGAACGGUUGAUAGCCUUGAGAAAACAAAUGAGGGAACACAAGAUUGGAGUUUAUAUUAUCCCCUCGGAGGACGAGCACCACUCUGAGGAAACUGCAUUAUCUGACAGAAGACGAGAAUUCAUUUCAGGUUUCACGGGAAGCACUGGGGUGGCUAUCGUUACAUUGACUGACGCUGAAUUACUUACAGGGGAAGCAAUAUUAUCAACUGACGGGAGGUAUUUUUUACAAGCGCAAAAGCAGCUAGACCCACAACUCUGGAAAUUGAAUAAACAAAACACUGCCGGGUAUCCAAUCUGGUAUCAGUAUGCGGUCAAAGCAGCUGUAGCGAAUGAUUUCAGUAAUGUUCUUUCAUGUGAUCCAAGAACACUUAGCUUUUCUUUGGGUGAGUUCUUUAGUAAGAGCCCCUCGGAAUUUGAAUUCAGACCCUUGUUUGGAAUUAACCUUGUUGAUGAGGUUUGGGGCUCUGAGAAACCAAAGAGAUCAUUGGGGCCUAUCUAUCUAUGGGAGUUGAAAUACAGUGGGGAGCAUACUAACGAGAAAAUCAAAAGAGUUAAGUCAAUUUUGAAAGAGAGAGGUGGUACACACUACUUGGUGACUGAGCUUGACAGUAUCGCGUGGUUAUUCAACUUGCGCGCUGACACGGAUAUACCUUUUGCUCCAGUAUUUUUCUCCUACGCUAUCGUGACUUUAACUACCGUAACGUUAUAUGUUAAUCAUCAGAAAUUGGAAAAUAGUGGUCCUGAGUUGAAGAAAUAUUUGGCGACCAUUGAAAACUUAACCAUUGCUGGAUAUGAUGACUUUUAUCGGCACGCAUCUCAAUUACAAGCAACUAUUUUUGACCCUGAUUUGAAGAUUGUUCUUCCAACUAAAGAAGCAACCUCUUGGGCAUUGUAUGAUGCAAUUCCAGACUCAUUUAGCAAACGUCAUAUCAUACAUGAAUCAAUCAUUGCAAAUAUCAAGAUUUUCAAAAACAAAACUGAGUCUCACAAUGCGAAGCUUGCCCAGUACAAGGACUCCCUUGCUUUCAUCAUAUUCACGUCAUGGUUGGAACAUCAGUUGAUCAAUAAACACGCAAAAGUUACCGAAUAUGAUGCCUCGCGGAAAAUCUAUAGCAUUAGAAAGAACUUACCCAAUUUUAAAGGUUUAAGUUAUGAAACAAUUUCCCUGACUGGAUCAAAUGCGGCUAUAAUACAUUACGCCCCCACAAAAGAUCAAAAUGACGUCAUCGACCCUCGAAAAGUGUACUUAUUGGACUCGGGAGCACACUACUUAGAGGGAACAACCGAUAUCACAAGAACCUAUCUUUUUGACAAAUCGGCUGCUACUGACGAUCUCAAAAAGUACUACACUCUUGUUUUGAAAGGCCAUUUGGCGGUGGCUAUGGCAAAGUUUCCUACUGGGUCCAAGGGAACAGGAAUUGUGUUGGAUUCGUAUUCUCGCCAACCCUUGUGGAAUUAUGGCCUUGAUUAUGUACAUGGUCUAGGACACGGAGUGGGAAGUUUUGGUUUGGUCCAUGAAGGGCCCUUAUAUAUUCUGCCUACGGUUAACGAUACAAACAAACUUGACUUGUUUCAACCUGGUGCUAUAUUAACCGACGAACCAGGUUACUAUAUUGAUGGAGAAGUUGGAUUUAGAAUCGAGAGUGAAUUGGAAAUAACCGAAUUUGACGAUUCUUUUGGCAAAACCAAGAAAGGUGACAAGUUCUUAGGUUUCAAGUACUUGACAAAAGUCCCAUUUGCCAAGCUGUUGAUUGAUACGAAGUACUUGUCACAAAUUGAGAUACAGUGGAUAAAUGAGUAUCAUCAGAGUAUAAGAGACGAUUUCGGCAGUAAACUACUAGAGUUGAAUAACAGAAGAGCGUAUAACUGGUUGCACAAGGAGACUAGCCCCCUCUCUUGA